This is a messenger RNA of Gadus macrocephalus (Pacific cod), 4758 nucleotides long. It is a transcript of the gene grk4, whose product is annotated as G protein-coupled receptor kinase 4. The transcript is spliced from 16 exons. Gene Ontology annotation, biological process: protein phosphorylation; regulation of signal transduction; signal transduction. Gene Ontology annotation, cellular component: cytoplasm. The record is from RefSeq and is a predicted model, not a curated record. NCBI's taxonomy places the organism in Eukaryota, Metazoa, Chordata, Actinopteri, Gadiformes, Gadidae. Gene Ontology annotation, molecular function: G protein-coupled receptor kinase activity; ATP binding. Bases 336 to 2090 code for a protein of 584 amino acids.
CCCUCCCACUCUCGCCUCUCUCUGCAGAUGAGAGGCGAGGAGGAGGGAGGGAGCCAAAGCAGGAAGGAAGGAAGGAAGGAAGGAAGGAGGGCAGAAGGAAAGGGAGCCAGGCUGUGAAUGCUAACAAGCCGUCGUGGUCGCGUAGCUCUAGAGGUGGAGAAAUCCACAAGAAAUCCAGCUAUGGAGAACAACGACGACCACUAUUAACACAUACUAUGCGCCAGUGCAGUGAUCGCCCACUGCGCACCGAACCACCGGCCGUCUGAACGCUGCAGAAACCCUCUUUUUACGCGGAGUGAAAUGCGUCGCGGCUGCAGGGGACUGAGCUUCUGACAAUGGAGAUUGAAAAUAUCGUGGCCAACACGGUUCUCCUCAAGGCCAGAGAAGGUGGAGGAGGCAAGCGUAACGGGCGGAGCAAGAAAUGGAAGGAGAUGUUGAAGCUGCCUCACAUCAGUCUGUGUGAAGAACUCCGUCGCUCCAUCGAGAGGGACUACACCAGCCUCUGUGAACGCCAGACCAUCGGCCGCCUGCUGUUCCGUCAGUACUGCGACACGCGGCCGGAGCUCAAGAGAUGCAUCGAGUUCAUGGACGCCUCGGUGAGACGGCCGGGGCCACACCCGCGGGUGUACCAGCUGGCUCCUGACGAGAAGAGGCGGGGCUACGGCCUGAACGUGUUGGACACCUACUUCACCAACGGGUCGGCGGCCCACCUCCCAGAGAUUCCUCAGGAAUUGGUGGCCGGCUGUCGGGAAAAGCUGGAGCAGAGUCACUGCAAGGAGCUCUUCAACGACUGCACCAAGAUCGUUCGAGAGUAUCUGAGUGGAGCUCCCUUCUCUGCUUACCAGGAGACCAUGUACUUCUCCCGCUUUCUGCAGUGGAAGUGGCUGGAGAGGCAACCAGUAACCAAAAAUACCUUCAGACAUUACAGAGUACUAGGAAAAGGUGGAUUUGGCGAGGUGUGUGCCUGUCAGGUGCGGGCCACCGGUAAGAUGUACGCCUGUAAAAAGCUGGAAAAGAAACGCGUGAAGAAAAGAAAAGGUGAAGCCAUGGCACUAAACGAAAAACGCAUUUUAGAAAAAGUUAACAGUAGUUUUGUAGUGAGCCUGGCCUACGCCUACGAGACGAAGGACGCCCUGUGCCUGGUGCUGACCAUCAUGAACGGCGGAGACCUCAAGUUCCACAUCUACAACAUGGGCAACUCGGGCUUCGACGAGCAGCGCGCCAUCUUCUACGCCGCCGAGAUCUGCUGCGGCCUGGAGGACCUGCACCGCGAGCGGAUCGUCUACAGGGAUCUGAAGCCCGAGAACAUCCUCCUAGACGACCGCGGCCACAUCCGGAUCUCCGACCUGGGCCUGGCGGUCCAGAUCCCAGACGGGGAAACGAUACGGGGGAGAGUGGGAACGGUCGGCUACAUGGCUCCGGAGGUGAUCCAGAACGAGAGCUACACCUUCAGCCCAGACUGGUGGGGUCUGGGCUGCCUGGUCUUCGAGAUGAUCCAGGGCCAGUCGCCGUUCCGCAAGCGCAAGGAGCGCGUGAAGCGGGAGGAGGUGGACCGCCGCGUCCGGGAGGACCAGGAGGAGUACUCCGACAAGUUCUCCGAGGAGGCCAAGGACAUCUGCAGACAGCUGCUGGCCAAGGACCCGAAGGAGCGCCUCGGGUGCCAGGGGCGCGGGGCGGUGGAGGUGAAGCAGCACCCCAUCCUCCGCAACAUCAACUUCAAACGGCUGGAGGCCAACAUGCUGGACCCGCCCUUCAGCCCGGACCCGCGGGCCGUGUACUGCAAAGACGUGUUGGACAUCGAGCAGUUCUCCACGGUGAAAGGCGUCAACAUUGACCCCACCGACGAUGACUUCUACCACAAGUUUGUGACGGGGAGUGUCUCCAUCCCCUGGCAGAACGAGAUGAUCGAGAUGGAGUGCUUCAAGGAGAUCAACGUGUACGAGACGGACGGGACGCUCUGCUCCGACCUGGACGUGAACCAACCCGACCCGCCACCAAAGCGAGGCUUCUUCUACCGCCUUUUCAGAAGACAGGUGUGCUUUAAGAGCAGUUACAGUGAAGACGAGCACGAGGAGCCCUCGCGCCUUUAAACCACUCCCUCCCUCCUUGCCUCCUCCCUCCUCGCCACCUCGCCUCCUCCUUCCUCGCCACCUCGCCACCGACCUCCGCCACCGACUCCGACCGAGGGCAAAUCUUAGGAACUCAGUGAAUGUUGACCUGUAUUUAUGAGCUGUAUUAAAAUUGUAUUAUAACUAAAAAGAAAAAAGUAUGAGUUUAAAGAUUUUGUACAUUUGUACUUGAAUUUAUGUCUAGAUGUAUAUUUUCACUAAAGGUUGUAUUGUACAAAAAGCCAUAAAAGUACCACUUGAAUGCAUACAUAACAUUUUAUUUUUUUUUUUUUUUGGAAUGAGUUUGGAAAAAAGUGUGUUAAGGAGUUUUUUUAAGAAGCACAGAACCAGGAGUUUUUUUUAUUUUAUUUCUCAAUGUAGCAUAAGGCCUUUUGUUUUUUCUAUGUGCUGUACGUUUGUUAUCGUUGAUUUGGCAAAAUGUGACGUGUUAGUACAUCAAGUUCACCGACUCACUAAAGCUAACCCCUUAGCCUCCACGCCCCUCCCAGCGGUCUUCAGUAGAUCUCUAUAACACAUGGAUUGGAGCGAUCCUGUGGUGACAAAUCUAAUCAGAGGCAGCCAUGUUGUCGCCGGGCUGCUUAAACCUAUCCAUUUGUUUCCCAGAUUCACACCUCGUCCAACUUCUUAGGUGGAAGGAUUCAAGUGGUUGAUUUGGAAUCAUGCGCCAUGAUAAUUCAUGCCCUGCAGCUCUGGUUGUAAUGAUGAACUGGUAUGUACUGUAUGGAUGGCUUCUAUUGGUAUUAGGCUGCUAUGUGGAUACUAGCAUUAGCAAACAUCGCUCUCCUCUAGGUCCCUAGAGAUGAGCGCUUCUAGCAGAGACGGCAUGCAUCUCUUGUCUGACAAUCUCUUAGUCAACAGGUACAACACACUAAAUAAUCAUCACCGUUUAGUCAAUCAGUUUAAGUUGCGUGUCAUGGAACUGGAUUUCGUUUCUGGCCUUCCACUCGUUUUUUAAGCUCAAAGUGACCAAGGGUCCAAACCCUAUUAGAUUCUGGAUUCUUCUGGAAAUAAUGUUACAAUAUUGACAAUGCUGUCCUUUUAUAAAUCUUUAGCUCCGUUUUAUUUUCCACUUUCGUUUUUUGUCAUUCUUAUUGAAUGAUUACAGAUCCAUAUGGGCUCGUCUUAUAUUGGUGCUGUUUACCUGUUGAUCAUAGAUUACGUGAUGCUUGUCAAGCUAGAAGACCCCGCCCCAGGUCAUUAAUCGGCUAUAUCUGAUCAUUCUAGAGGAAUAGCUGGGAUGAGAAAAGAGAAUUAUCACCAUUUACUACUUCACCCAGAUCUUGUAUGUUGCUCUUCCAUAGGAAAGACUUAACAACUGAUUGCAUGUUCUUAGACAGGCCAGGGAAGGGAAAAAUUAGCUUUCGACACCUGCCUAUAUACCUAUGUACAGGAAAUCUUAACAACUCGCAUAAUCCCAUUUUGUGCACUUUUAAAUACACAUGGAACAUUCUUAAAAAAUCAGCUGGUUUAUGGACGAGCUGAUUUUAUGACAUCCUGGAUUGUAUCAGGAUUUAUUAUGAUUAGCAUAUGUAUGUGCCCUUUGUAGGUCAGAGACACGUUAGCUAUUUUGAAAUUGAAUUUUUCUUGAGACAAACCUAUUUUACCCCCUCCUUUGUUUUAAUGCUGUGAAUAUCUGAACUAGACUCAUUAGCUUUGUGUGCAUUUAUAAUACUGUAACUAUAUACAACUUUUAUAACAUUUGCCUAAUUAUUUAAAUGCAACCUGACCCCAAUUCUAAAAAAACAAGUUUGCCAACCCCAUUGCAAUGUUAUCCAUCAGGGUUUUAGCGGCCCACAAAGUGUUGAUUCUCUGCAUCAUGUGAACACUGUUAUCCUACAAUCACCAUCGAUGAAUGCAUUAACCCAAGCAACUCUGACUCGUUGCACAUGACAUGGAAACCUUGUGAGGCAAGCAAGGUUUUAUGAGUAGAAAACAAAGUGCCACCUUCUGUUAUAUUGACGAUUUGCGAUGUACAGCUGAAGACUCGUAGGGUUGGUUUGGCGAGUUCACAAGCUUUGUCUCAACCAGCACAUUCCAUAACCAGAUCAGGAAGAACACAAAUGCAUUAAUCCUCCGUGGUUUGUCCUCACUUGAGUUUUCCCGAGUAUCUUUGUUUUUUUUUAUUUUGUUUUUUUGUUCUCAGGCACAUUUCAGAGCCAACUUCUCUGGCAAAUGUAGAUUUAUGCCUUUAAUAGGUCUUCGCCUCAAAAAACCUUGUAAAAAUACAUCUUUCUAACAUUUAACCUAUACGCUUUCACAACCAGGAGUGAAAAAAAGAAUAUUUUCCAUCCAAAUAUCAGUAAAGAAAUGUUUUAGUUUUAUUGCACUAUGGUGUGUAUUGACAAUGACUAUAGGUUGUGUCUUUUAACCUGUUGCCAACGAUACCAAAAGCAUCAUUUAUACUUUCUCACUCUGAUGAACUUAAUGCAGAAAGACUCACGCCUUUUUAUUGUACGUGCCAACGACCAACGUUUCGUUCCGACCCCGCCCUCUUCAUUCGACCGGGUUCUCUCUCAUCCACUCUUGAGUUUCCCAGAGCAUCAAAGGAACUUUGAAAAGCUGAACAGUUUUGAAUGUCCACACUAAGUGCAUUGCAAUGCCUGUUUUAAAAAAAAAAAAAAGAGAAAAA